UUUCACCGCCAUCCUGCUGUGUGCCGCUGGCUGUUAAUUGACCAUGUCUUCUCACAAGACUUUCAGGAUCAAGCGAUUCCUGGCCAAGAAACAAAAGCAGAAUCAUCCCAUUCCCCAGUGGAUUCGGAUGAAAACUGGUAAUAAAAUCAGGUACAACUCCAAGAGGAGGCACUGGAGGAGAACCAAGCUGGGUCUCUAAGGCAUCCCACAUCACGCGAUGUCACACCUAAUGGGCACCACGUAUUUAAUUAAGCUACUGAAGAUCAUGUGUUCUAUUCCAUCACCCUGUAAACACCUUUCUGCCUGGCCAAUAGAUACCAUUUAUCAGCGAAAGAAUUUUCUGUUACUAUAGCUCUGCACCAGUCAGUUGGUUUGGUAAUAAAUGUGAGGCCUUUGAGAUGUA
Messenger RNA from Lontra canadensis (Northern American river otter), 403 nucleotides. Its product is annotated as 60S ribosomal protein L39-like. The transcript has a single exon. The coding region runs from base 44 to 199 and encodes 51 amino acids. Gene Ontology annotation, cellular component: cytosolic large ribosomal subunit; ribosome. The record is from RefSeq and is a predicted model, not a curated record. Lineage: Eukaryota; Metazoa; Chordata; Mammalia; Carnivora; Mustelidae. Gene Ontology annotation, biological process: translation. Gene Ontology annotation, molecular function: structural constituent of ribosome.